AUGUCUGGGAAACGGAGCCGAGCGCGGAAGCCCCGGGCCAGGAGGGCGGGCAGGGCCCAGCAGGCUCCGGGGCAGCAGGGCCCUGAGGCCCAGCCCCCGCCCCCCCACGCAGCGGGCCCUCUGGACCAGACAGGGGUGGCCCUUGCCGGGCACGUGACCGGCAGCCAGCCAGCUGCCCGGGGGCAUCCCGAGGCGGCCAGGCCAGAGCGGCCACAGGCAGCGGAGAGGCCAGUGCCGGCCGCGGCUCCGGGGUCCGAGCUGGUGCCAGUCCCCGCGGCGGACAUGGAGGAUGGCCGGCCGGGGGGCCGCACGCACAGCCUGGGCGCCGAGCUGCUGAGGCUGCAGGAGGUCCAGCUGUGCCUGGCCCAGGAGCAGCAGCUGCUGGCGGACCGCCGCCGGCAGGCCCAGCUGCAGAUGCAGCUGUGGCGGGAGGAGCAGCUGUGGCUGCAGCAGCUGCAGGAGGAGCAGCUGUGGCUGCAGCAGCUGCAGGAGGAGCAGGCCUGGGUGCGCAUGGAGGGGCUGGAGCUGGCCGUGGCCCUGGAGCAGCUCCAGAGCGAGGGCCUUGAGGUACUGCAGACCCAGGGCCAGGCCCCCGGCCUCAACAUGGCCCGCCGUUCCCAGAGUUCCUCACAGGGAGACAACCCCCUGGCGCCAGGGUACCUGCCGCCUCACUACAAGGAGUACUACCGCCUGGCCGUGGACGCCCUGGCCGAGGGCGGGCCCGAGGCCUACAGCCGCUUCCUGGCGGCCGAGGGGGCGCCCGCCUUCCUGUGUCCCGAGGAGCUGGACCACGUGAGCCGCCACCUGCGGCCCCCACAGUAUGUCGCCCCGGAGCCCCCCGAAGGCAGCCCGCCCAACGUGGACAUGGAUGGCUCCUCGGGCACCUACUGGCCCGUGAACUCAGACCAGGCGGUGCCUGAGCUGGACCUGGGCUGGCCGCUGACCUUCGGCUUCCAGGGCACGGAGGUCACAACGCUGGUGCAGCCACCGCCCCCCGACAGCCCCAGCAUCAAGGACGAGGCCCGGAGGAUGAUCCGCUCCGCCCAGCAGGUGGUGGCCGUGGUGAUGGACAUGUUCACCGACGUGGACCUCCUGAGCGAAGUGCUGGAGGCUGCCGCGCGCCGCGUCCCCGUCUACAUCCUCCUGGACGAGAUGAACGCGCAGCACUUCCUGGACACGGCAGAGAAGUGCCGCGUCAACCUGCACCACGUGGACUUCCUGCGGGUGCGCACGGUGGCGGGCCCCACCUACUACUGCCGCACGGGCAAGUCCUUCAGGGGCCACGUGAAGGAGAAGUUCCUCCUGGUGGACUGCGCCGUGGUGAUGAGCGGGAGCUACAGCUUCAUGUGGUCCUUCGAGAAGAUCCACCGCAGCCUGGCGCACGUGUUCCAGGGGGAGUUGGUGUCCAGCUUCGACGAGGAGUUCCGCAUCCUCUUCGCGCAGUCGGAGCCUCUGGUGCCCUCGGCCGGGGCCUUGGCCCGCAUGGACGCUUAUGCCCUGGCUCCGUACUCCGGGGCAGGGCCCCUGAUGGCCAGUCAGAUGACCGGGGCGCCCACUCCUUUCUCCUUCCCCAAACGCGCGCACCUCCUCUUCCCACCGGCCCGGGACGAGGGCCUCGGCUUCCCCUCCUUCCUGGACCCUGACCGCCACUUCCUGUCGGCCUUCCGCCGGGAGGAGCCGCGGAUGCCCGGGGGCGCCCUGGAGCCGCACAUGGGGCUGCGGCUGCCAUCACGAAGGUGGGACGCGGAGGCCGGGCCCGGCGCCGAGCUCGCGGGCCCGCGGGGCUUCUUCCAGGCCCGGCAGCUGGAGAUGGACUCCUUCAAGCGCCACAGCUACGCGGCCGCCGACGGCGGGGGCGCCGUGGAGAACUUCGCGGCCGCGCGGCAGGUGUCCCGCCAGACAUUCCUCGCCCACGGGGACGACUUCCGCUUCCAGACCAGCCACUUCCACCGCGACCAGCUCUACCAGCAGCACUACCAGUGGGACCCGCAGUUCGCCCCGGGCCGCCCGCAGGGCCUGUUCGAGAAGCUGCGCGCCGGCCGCCCGGGCUUCGCGGACCCCGAGGACUUCGCCCUGGGCGCCGGGCCGCGCCUCCCGGAGCUGGGCCUGGACACCCACCAGCGGCUGGACUACGUGCCGUCCAGCGAGUCGCGCGAGGUCCGCCAUGGCUCAGACCCGGCCUUCGGGCCCCGGGGCCUGGAACCCAGUGGGGCCCCGCGCCCUAAUCUGGGCCUACGCUUCCCCUGCCAGGCAGCGGCGAGGCUGGGCCCGGAGGCGGGGCUGCAGGCAGAGCCCGAGCGCAGGGCGGGGCCGGAGGGGCGGGCGGGGCUGAGGCACUGGCGCCUGGCCUCCUACCUGAGCGGCUGCCACGGGGAGGACGCGGGGGACGAGGGCCUGCCGGGGCCCAUGGAGUCCGAGGCCUAUGACGACGACGUGCUGGUGUCCGGGGGCCGGGCGGCCGCCGGGGACCUGCUGCCCUCGUCUUUCCGCGGGCCCUCCGCCUUCCCGGCCAAGGGCUCCGGCGGCGGGGGCGGCGGGGGCGGCGAGGGCGCGGAGCGCGAGGGCCCGGAGGAGGCCGGCCUGGCCAAGCAGGACUCCUUCCGCUCGCGCCUGAACCCGCUGAUCCAGCGCAGCUCCCGGCUCCGCUCCUCGCUCAUCUUCGCGGCACAGGCGGAGGGCACGGGCGGGGCCGCCACCGAGAAGGUGCAGCUGCUGCACAAGGAGCAGGCGGUGCACGAGGCGGUGGGCCCCGGGGGCGAGGCCGUGCGCUCCGCCGCCUCCACCAAGGUGGCCGAGCUCCUGGAGAAGUACAAGGGCCCCGCGCGCGACGCCAGCGGCGCCCCGGCCACCGCCGUCACCGCCUCCAGCCACAGCAAAGCCGUCCUGUCCCAGGCGUGGCGGGAGGAGGCGGGGGCCGCGGGGGCCGAGCGGCGCAGCCUCGAGAGCUGCCUGCUGGACCUCCGCGACUCCUUCACGCAGCGGCUGCACCAGGAGGCCGAGCGGCAGCCCGGGGCCGCCACGCUCACGGCCGCCCAGCUGCUCGACACGCUGGGCCGGAGCGGCCCCGGCCCCGACAGGCUGCCCUCCCGCUUCCUCCUGACCCAGGGCCUCUCCUCUUCCCUGCAAGGGCAGGACGGCCCCCCGGUGGACGCGCCCCACUCGGAGCCAAAAGGGAACCCCACCUCGGCCUACCCCGAGCGGAAGGGGAGUCCUACUCCUGGGUUUCCCACCCGCAGAGGUAGCCCGACCGCAGGAUUGCCUGAGCGCCAGGGCAGCCCCACCGCCGCCUACCCCGAGCGCAGGGGCAGCCCGGUGCCCCCCGUGCUAGAGCGCAGGGGCAGCCCGGUACCCCCCGUGCUAGAGCGCAGGGGCAGCCCGGUGCCCCCCGUGCCCGAGCGCAGGGGCAGCCUCACCCUCGCCCUCGCGGGAGAGGCCCAGAAGGCCGGGCCCGCGGAGGAGACGCCCACCGGCCCCAUGGAGGUGCUGCGCAAGGGCUCCCUGCGCCUCCGGCAGCUGCUGAGCCCCAAGAGUGAGCGGCGCGCGGAGGAUGAGGGCGGCUUCCCGGCGCCGCAGGAGAACGGGCAGCCCGAGAGCCCCCGGCGGCCCUCGCUGAGCCGCGGAGACAGCACGGAGGCUGCCGCUGGGGAGGAGCGGAGCCCGCGGGCCCGCAUGGCCUCAGCCACGGCCAACGCCUUGUACAGCAGCAACCUGCGCGACGACACCAAAGCCAUCCUGGAGCAGAUCAGCGCCCACGGCCAGAAGCACCGCGGGGCCCCCAGCCCCUCCCCGGCCCACAGCAGCCCGGAGCUGGGCCGCCCCCCGGCUGCCAGCGGCCUGGCCCCUGACAUGUCCGACAAGGACAAGUGCUCGGCCAUCUUCCGCUCGGACAGCCUGGGGACCCAGGGCCGGGUGAGCCGCACGCUGCCCGCCAGCGCCGAGGAGCGCGACCGGCUGCUGCGACGCAUGGAGAGCAUGCGCAAGGAGAAGCGCGUCUACAGCCGCUUCGAGGUCUUCUGCAAGAAGGAGGAGGCGGGCGGCCCUGGCGGGGGCGCAGGGGAGGGCGCGGCGGAGGAGGACGCCAGGGACAGCAAGGUGGGCAAGUUCAUGCCCAAGAUCCUGAGUUCAUUCAAGAGCAAGAAGUGA
Pipistrellus nathusii (Nathusius's pipistrelle) is the source of this 4143-nucleotide messenger RNA. NCBI's taxonomy places the organism in Eukaryota, Metazoa, Chordata, Mammalia, Chiroptera, Vespertilionidae. The record is from the annotation of a GenBank genome assembly.